Plasmodium vinckei vinckei is the source of this 12897-nucleotide messenger RNA. RefSeq names its product conserved Plasmodium protein, unknown function. NCBI's taxonomy places the organism in Eukaryota, Apicomplexa, Aconoidasida, Haemosporida, Plasmodiidae. The transcript has 11 exons. The record is from RefSeq and is a predicted model, not a curated record. The coding region runs from base 1 to 12897 and encodes 4298 amino acids.
AUGGGGUUAGAUGCAGAGAAAAACAAAUAUGACCUUAUAGAUGUAGAACCCAAAAGUAUAGAAUUUUAUUACGAUAGCAUAGAAAGCUUCGAAGAGUUUGUUGAAAAAAAAAAAAAAGUGAUAGAAAAAAAAGUUAUAAAAAUAAAAAAUAUAUGCACAAAAAUUCAAAACAUAAAAAUAUUUGAAUCGGAAUCAAAAUAUUUAAAAAUAAAAGGAGUAAAAAAAAAAAAACUUAUUCCAGGUACUUAUGAAAAAAUACUAGUCGAAUUUUCAUUUUUUGAUAUAAAUAUAAAUAAAUAUAAAUAUGAAAAGAUAAGAAAUGUUUUAGAUAUAAUAAAUAAUAUUGAGGGUACUAUAAAUGUAAAAAUACAAAGUGAGUAUACAACAUUGUAUAUUCCUAUAUAUAUAAAAAAAAAAGUUCCUGUAUUUAAAUUUAAUAAUAUAUUUAAUCUGGGAUUAUGUAAAACAAAUCUAAUUUAUGAUAUAAAAGUAGAAGUAAAAAAUGUUGGAAAUAAAAAAGGCUCUUUAUCUAUAUGUCUAGACAGCAUAAAUAAUGAAGUCCCUAAAGGUGACGACGAAAUUCAAUUUUCAAGCGACCCAAGCAAAAACAAAAAUAUAAAAAAUGAGGAGAAUAAAAAUUGUAAUACCCUUUCAAAUUGUGAUAGUAAAAAUAAUGGAGAAGAUAAUUUUUUCAUUUAUUUUGAUAAGAAUACAAUUUGUCUAAACCCGAAUGCGAGUACCAUAAUUAAUAUUAAAAUAAAAAAUAGACAUGAAGAAAAAAUUCAACAAACUUAUAAAAUAAUUACACAAGAAUAUAGUUACUUUUCUCAAACUCCUAAAAAUUUAACUAUUAUUGCAUUUUUUAUAAAUAGUCAAGUAUCAUUUAUUUAUGAACAUAUGAAAACAAAUCAAAUAAAUUUGAAUUACAUUUAUUUUGGAAAUUCGAAAAAAAUUAAUGCACAAAUAAAAAAUGAAAAUCAAUAUCCAGUUAUUUGUAAAUUAAAAAAAACACAAGUCAAAAUGUUUUAUGAUGUCAAGGCCUUUGCUUCCCAUGCUGUUGACAGAGGUGUCGAUGUCCGGACUCUCUUGAGAGAUUUGGAUAAAUUUCCCGAACUUGAUAUUAACAAUGAUGAAAAGAAAAAAAGUGAAAAUAUUUUAGAUGUAAGAAAUAGUUUAAAAUUAGAAGAUAAAAUAAAAAUAAAGUUAGACAAAAAAAAUGAUAUUUAUUUUAUAGAUAAACAAAGUUGUACUGAUGUUGUUUUAGAUAUUGAAAUAGAAUGUUGUAUGGAUAUUUUAAAUAAAAUCGAUAAAAAUUAUUCAUAUUUGCUAAACUACCCAGUGAUGGCAGAAAUAUCAAUAACAGCAAAUAAAUGUGAUGAAAAGGUAGAAGAAAAAUACAAGGGAAAUAAUAAUAAGAAAAAAAUAGUCGAAGCAACCAAAUUGGGAAAAGGUGAAAAAAUUGACAACAAAGUGUGCAAUGACAAUUGUGAAGAGGAUUUAAAAUUUUAUGUAUUUUUUUGUCUAACAUUUCCAUCAAUCACUUCAAAUAUAUAUUUUUUAAAUUAUGAUAUGGUGAGACAAAAUGAAGAAAAAACAUUAAUUUUAGAAUUAAAUAAUUUAAAUAAAUUUCUAAAAAUAAAUUAUAAUUUUUCGAAAGUACCUCAUAUAUAUCUAAAUAAAAAAGAAGGUGUUAUAAAUCCAUUGUCUAAAGAUGUUGUUGCUAUUAAUUUAAAAUGUAAUAUAAUUAAAAAUAUAGAUGAUUAUUUAUAUCUAUUUUUUUGUAAUAAAUUAUAUUUUUUUGUGUUUUUUAUAAAAGCACAAAUAAAAAAAACAACAUCAAUAGGAAAACCAAUAAUUAUAAAAAAAGAAAAAAUGAUUGAAAAUGAUGGAAAUACGAUAGGGAUAGACAAAAGUUCAAAUGAAGAUAUAAUUUAUGAACAAAUUUUAAAAAGGUUGGAUUUAGAAAGAGUUGACAAAAAUUUAUAUUCGCUAGAUGGCAAAUUAGACAAAUAUAAAUAUAAUGAAAAAUUUAUGUCUUUUUUAAAGGAAAAUAAAAAAAAAUAUAAUGAUAUAUUAAAAUAUAUGUACAACAAAAGAGAAGGAACAAAAGAGAGAGAUGAAAUAAAAAAGGCAGCACUUGAAAAUGAUGAAAAUGAAAAAAUUAAUAAUAUAAUAAAUGAUAAAUUUAUAUAUAUAAGUGAUAAAAAAAUAAUAAAAAAUAUUAACAUGUUUAUACACAAAUCUAUAUAUGAAGAAAAAAGGAAAAAAUAUAUUGAUAUGAAAAAGAAAAAAGAAACAAAAAUAUUUAAUAUUAAAAAAGAUACUGACAAAAAAGAGGAUAUACAACUGGAAUAUAGUGAGGUAUUAGAAGAAAAUAAAAUUAAAAAUCUUAUUUUUGAUAAAACAAUUUAUUUUAAUUAUGUUUUUUAUAAUCAAGUAUAUACAAAAAUGUUUAAUGUACAUAAUAAAAAUGAUGAUUGUAAUAUAAAAAUUAAUUUCAUACAUAGUCCUAAUUUAACUUUAGAUAAAAAUUUAUUAUUUACAAGAACAAAUUCAAAAGAAAUGAUAAAAACAAACUUAUUUUUAAAACUCCCUAUGAAAAAAACAGAAAUAGAGAAUGGAAACAAAACAAUAGACACUAACGAAAUAAAAUAUAGAACUACUUGUGAUGGUGAAAGAAUUAAUUUGCAGCUUUUAACAGAUCAUACUUUAAAUCAAAAAGAAAUAAAUAAUUCUUUUAUUAACGAAAAUGAUAAAACAAAAAAUAGUUUAUUAUAUAAGACAAAUGAAUUUUCAAAUAUUAAGAAUACUUGCUUGUUCGAUCAUAAAUAUUACACAGAAAAUAUAACAUUAAAAAUUAAUGAUAAUUAUGAAGAUAUGAUAGUUGUUAAGGGAAAUAUAAUACUUUUAAAUAUAGUCAUUAAAAUAAAUAAAUUAUAUUUUUAUUUUAAAAAUUCAAACAUAUCUAUGUUUUGUGAAAAUAAUUUAAUCUUAUAUAAUCCGUUUAAUAUUCCUAUCCCUAUUACACUUGAAUUUUCCAAAAACAUUUUUGAAACACAAAACAAACUUGUUAUAAACCCUAAUGAAUAUAAGACAGUGGCAAUAAAAUUUAUAGGAACACAAAAUGUUGAGAAUGUGGAUAAUUUUAUUAAUUUGUAUUUAGACGAUAAUAGGCUUUACAAAAGGAUAAAAUGCAUAUUUGAUAUGAAUAAAUAUUCUUGUAAAUCAAGUGUAAAUGAAAUAAAGUUUGAGAAUAUAAUUUUAAACAAAAAAUAUUUCAAAUAUUUUUACCUGACCAAUGCAGGUGAUGCCCCAGUUGUCUUUAAUUGUGUUUCAAAACCAGAUUGUGUUAAUAUUUAUUAUAAAUAUAAUUAUAUUAAUAAGAAUGAAAAAGUUAAAAUUGUAGUUUCAGUAAAAUUAAAAGAAAAUAAACAAAUAAAAGACAAAAUAAUAUUGUCUAUUCGUGGGUCUGAUAAUAUUAUUAUUCCUAUUAUUGUUACAAAGGUAUGCUCAAGCAGCUUAUUAUUUCUGAAUGACAUUGAAAUUGAUCAAGAAACUAGAGAAUUAAAAAGAUAUGAAUUUAAUAUUGUAAAUAGGGGAGGGUGUGAAGAAAAUGUGAUUUUAAAUUUAAGUGAAUUUGAUUUUUUAAAUAUUGAAUUAAAUAAAAAAGCAGAAAAUAGAAUAAUAUAUAAUAAUAAAGAAUAUAAAAAUGUGAGAGAUAUGAAAGAUGAUUUUCUUAUUUUAAAAAAAAUAUUUAAGACAGAAUAUGAAGAUAUUAUAACCAAUGAAUAUGUAAAAUAUUAUUUUAAUAAAUUAAUAAAUUUAUAUAAUUUUUUACAUAAUUUUAGUAAAAAUAAGUUUAAAAUUAUAUUUGUAGAAAAUAAGGAUGUAAAAAGAGAUGAAAAAAAUAUGUACAAAAUAAAAAUAUCACCAAAGUGUUUUGUUUCCUUAAAUAUACAAUGUUAUUAUAAUAAUAUAAUAAAAAACGAAAUAAAAUUUAACAAAAUAUUAUUUGAAAAUAAAUAUUUACAUGAAUUAUCAAAUGAAAUUAUAAAUAUAAAUAUUCAAAAUAGCCAAUUAAAUAUAUCACCAAAUACACUUUUUUUUCAAAAUAUUUUACCUUACAACUCUGAACGGGCUUACAUAACCUAUUAUAAAAAAGAAGAUAUCCAAAAAAUAAAAUUAAAAAAUAAUUAUAGUCACCCUAUUCAAUGGGAAAUAUCAAUAUGCGAUAAAAAACGGAAAGACAGUUUACUGGCAACAUCAGUUCAUAAUUUUGUAGAAGUAGAAAGAGAGAAAAAUAUUAAAAAGAAUGGCGAGACAGAAAUAUAUAAAGUAUUUCCUAGAGCAAUCCAAAGAAAAGAUGUUCAUACAAAUACAACAAAAAUGGGAAUCCAAGAAAAUGUCAGCAAUAAAUCGAAUGAAAAAACUGAAGAAAUGUACGACCUCGAACUGAGUAAAACUAAUGGAAUAAUAAAAGAUAAUGAUGAAAUUGAGGUUGAAAUAAAAUUAAAAAAUUGUAAAAAUAUAGGAAAAUUUGUAGAUAUAUUAGAAGUGAAAACAAAUGUUGUAAACCCUGCAAAAGGAGAUAAAAUUUUAGACGAAAAAAAAUAUUGUAUAUAUAUUUUAUCAGUAGUUGAAACGCCUAGAUUAUAUUUUGAUGUUACAUAUAUAAAUAUAAUAUAUAAUAAACUAAAUGAGACAUUUACUUUCCCUUUUAAAAUAUAUAACUAUGGAUAUAGUUAUGUAAGAAUAAAUUACAAGUUUGAAAAUUUAUAUACAGAUUUUUUUUUUCUAUCAUUAGAUUUUAUACAAGGGAAUGAAAUAGACAAAAAAAGAGAACAAAUUAAUGUAGAAUUAAAAUGUAAAUCAAUUAAAAAUUUUAAAUUAAAAUCAGAAAUUAUAAUUAGUGUAUUAGAUCAUGAUAUUUAUAAAAUACCAGUGUUUAUAAAUAUUGAUGAAAACAUUGAUUAUUUUUUAGAAAAAGUUGAAUAUGAGCAUUUAGAUGCAUUAACAAGUCAGGAAAAUAAUUCCAAUUUUGAUGGGUAUAUAUCUAAAGAAAAUUCGAGAUCAAAUUUGUCUGAAAUAAUAGAUGAGGUAGUUUGGACAGAUAAAAAGUUUAACUCUAAUACUAUUAUGAAUGAUAAUACAAUUGAAAAUAAUAGGAUAAGUUGUGAAACUGAUUUUAAUAAUAAUAAAAUAAAAGAAAUAGAUAAAAAUAAAACAAAUGAUAAUUAUCAUUUUUCUAAUAGUAGUGAAAAUAAUAAUGAGAUACUCUCUUUUUAUUGUAAAAAUUUGUGUGUAGAAAAUUGUAAUAUAUUUAAAAAAAAGUGUAUAUAUAAAAAUUUAAAAAUUAAUAAUAUAAGAAAUGUAUAUUAUAAUAAAGAAAAUGAAUUCAUUGAAAUAAAUGAAGUACCAAAAGAUUAUGUUUUUGUAUUUCUUCAAAACACUUUAUUAAAUAAAAGUUGUGCUCCUACAUAUUUAGAAAAUACUAAUGAUUUAUUUUUAUUUUUUAUUAACUUGUUAAUAAGUUUUUUUCAUAUAUACCCAAACAGAAAUAUAUAUAAUUUAUUGCAUGAAAUUAAAAUAUAUCAAAAUAUUUCGAUGCAUGACUUUGAAAAAAAUAUAUUUAUCCACGAAAAUAUUCUUGCAAAUAUAAAGCAAAUUUUAAAAGGCUUAAAAGAGGAGAAACUUUUAGUAAACCACAUAAUUUAUGAAAACCUACUUCCCAUAGAUUUAUACUGUUGUCAUAUACUGGAUAAGAUACCUGACAAUUUUUACAUAAAAAGUGAAAAACCUAAAAGAGACAGUUUUAAAAUAAAAGAUAUAAAUAAUUUUAUUAAUAAUAGUGAUGAUAAAAUAUUAUAUUUUGAUCGGAUAUUAAAAACGCAUUUAAAAUUGUUUAGCUAUUCAUGGAUUACAAUAUUUUUCGAAUUAUUAAAUAAAGAAAUAUUUAGUUGUGUUAAUAUAGAGUCGUUAUAUAAAUUGAGGGGAAUUAAAUUAUGCAAUAUAGAAAACAAGGUUUAUGAAAAUAUAAAAAUUCAAAAAAUAAAUUUUUUACUUGUUUUAAAUAAAGAAGACAAUGAACUAAAUAAACAUACAAGUAUGUUAGAAAAUAUUAGAAAUAAAACAAGGAGAGAAAAAAUAUAUGGGGGUCAUGAUAUUAAUAAUAGAAAGAAAAAAAUAAAUUUUGCUCAAAUUAAUGAAGAAAAAAAAGGGAAAAAAAUUAACAAAAAAAAUAAUAAUAUUCAAAAUGGAGUUAUAAAGACAACCAAACAACCAACUACAAUAAAAAAAAUGAGUACCAAAAAAAAAGACCUAGAUUUAAAUUAUUUCAAUUUUUAUGAAAAUAAUUUAAUUGAUUUAAAAGAUUUAGUUAAUAAAAUAAACAAUGUGAAAUUACAUCCCGAUGAAGGAGAAGAUGAGAAAGGAAAAGAAAAUAAAGUGACAUUAGAAAAGUGUCAAAAUAAAAAAGCUAGAACAAACCAAACAAGCAUCUCUAAACAUUAUAAAAAUGUUGAGCAUAUACUUUUUGAAUGGCUAUAUUUCCAUUACAAUAAUGUAUAUUAUAAUAAUGUAAAAAAUGAACAAUACAUAUUUAAGAAUAAAGAAAAUGAUCUAAUUGACAACCAAAAUUGUAAUGACAAUCAACUAAAUGAUAUGCACAAAAACGAUAAUAAUCCUUCUGAAUAUAUGAAUAAUGAAAACUUCUAUACAAUUUUAGAUAGAUCUAACUUUUAUAGAGAAGAAAAGAAAAAAAAAUAUAUUACUAGCGAAAAUAAACUGAAAAUAACAAAUAUAUAUAGUUUAAAAAAUUUAGUUAUUAUAAUAUAUACAAUAAUUUCACACAUACCAUACUUUUUAUUUUUUAAAAAUAAAAUAAAAGUAGAAUGUAAAAAUAAAAAGGAUUAUAUGCAUAAUAUUGAUAUAUUGUUAGUAAUUUUAAAUGAAAUAAAGUUAGCUAAUUUAAUAACUAGACAGGUGCUUAUCGAUUUUAAUUAUAUUCACAUAUUUUUAUUCUUAAAUUGCUUAUAUUUUAUAUUACCAAAUUAUUUACCUAAAUACUAUUUAGCUGUAGAUGAUAUACCAUCUUACAAAAGUGAUCGAAUGUUAAUAAAAGAAGAAAUUGUAAAAAAAAAAAAUACUAAAAAAAGUAAAAAAUAUAUUGAUUUUCACAAAGGCAAUGAAGGGAAAAGAAAUUCUAUAAAUAGCAAUGAUAAAAGCACAGAUCAAAGUGAAAGAAUAAUAUUAAUAUAUAAUUUAAAUAAUAAUAAAUGUAAAUAUACAGUUUUUUUAAUAGGAUGUAGUAAAUAUGAAAUUGACAAAGAGUUUAUAGAAAUUGAUUCUCAUAAAUCAGAAGAAAUUAAAUUAAAAAUAGACCCAAACUAUGACAAAGCACCAUUCAAAUAUGAUUAUAAUAUUAACAUAAAAUUUCCAUCUCUUACUAAAAAAACAAAUGAUAUUCACAAAAAAGACAGCUUAAUAAACACUGAAAAUAUGGAUAGUAAUAUUUCCUACCAAAAAAGUUCAUCAAAUUAUGGAGACAAUUCUUCUAUAUCUUCUUGUUCUACUGAUAAUUUUCAACAUUCUUCAUCAGAUGAUGUAAUUCAAAAUGUUGAAGAAGAUAAUAACAUUGAAAAUAAUUUUAAUCACAAUGAAAAUUAUACCAUAUUAGUAUUACGUAAAGAAAGUUUCUUUCCAGGAGAUAAUGAUGAGGAAAAAUUCAUUUGUAUUAAACUGGUUGAAACAAAUAAGAACGAAAUAAAGACGGAAGUGAUAAGAAGUGAUAGUAACUUAUUGGUGGAAGGAAAAGAAUGGAGUAAAUUGAAUAACAAUAUAAAGUUUGGAGAAGGGAAGACAAAUAUUAAAAGUACUAAUGGGUCAAGCUCAUCAAAAAUAAAUAUAAUGUUAAAAAAUAGUGAAAUAAAAUGUUUUAAUAUGAGAGGUAAAAUAUAUGAAAAUAAAAGUGUAGAAAUAAAUAUAAUAAAUGAUAUUGAAAAAAAGGUAGACAUAAAUAUGAAUAUGUAUCAUAUAUAUGUUAAAAAUUUAAAAAAAGAAGAAAUGAAAAAGGGUAAUUUUUAUUUAGACAUAUUAAAUAAUAAGAAUAAAGAAAAUAUUAAUUAUAUAAAUAGUAAUAAUAUUGAAAGAAACAUAAGUGAUGAAAAAUUAUACAACCAAUGUGAUGCUUGUUCUUUAGUUAAUUUUAAUUUAAAAAAAAAUUUAAAUAGUGAUAAAGAUUAUUUUAGCUGUUUUUAUAUAGAAAAUAUGAAACCAUUUGUUAGUAAAGAAAAUGAGAAAAAAACGAUAACAUUACAUUUUUGUCCAUUUAUAGAAGGGUAUUAUUUAUGUUUUUUACUUUUUUGUGCUAAAGAUAUAAAUACAAAAUGUGUAAUGUCAAGUUGUAAAUUAAAUUGUUUAUUUUAUAUUAAUAAUAUAAAAGAAGACGAGAUUAUAAAAAUAAAUUCACAACUAUCAAAAUUUUCAUAUCAAAUAAAAUUAACUCCAAUAAAUAAAAGGUUUUUAAAAUGUAUACAAUAUAUUUUAUGCAACUUAAACAAAAUGGGUAAUAGCAUUUUUUUAACCUACCUAGAAAAUUAUUUAAACUAUAUAAAUAAGAUGAGCGAUAAAUUUUAUAUAGUAUAUGAUAAGGUUGAUAAAACUGGGAUAAAGGAAAAACUAGUGCCAUUCCAAAAAUGUAAUUAUAUUGAUUGUCUAAAUAAAAUGAAUGGAAAUAAUUUAUGUUUAGACAAAUUUUAUGAUGAAGUAAAAGAAAAAAAUAACUAUACAUAUGAGUUUAAUAUUAAUGAAGAAAAUACAGGGGUAUAUGAAUAUAACAUUAUUUUGAUGGCAGACAAUGAAGAUACAAACAAUUCUAUGCAAUCACUAGAAUAUGAUAAAUUUAAAAUAUCUAAAACAAAUGAAAAUAAUGGAUAUAAUUCAUUUAAUAAGUUGUAUAAAAUAAUUGCAAAUAUUAAUAAAAAAGAAAAUAAUGAUAUAUUGAGUGUAAUAUUUAAUCAGAAUGCAUAUUUAUUGUCAAAAAAAAGGGUAUCUAUAUAUAAUUACACUAAUGACAACUUAAUAUAUAAAUGUUCUAGUAGUGAAAUAUUAGACAAGAAUGGCCAAAAAAUAAAUUACAAAAUAUUUAAUUAUGAUGAAUAUAUUGAAAUAGAUAAAGAUGUAGAAUUAUUUAAUUUUGAAAUACGAUGUUACUCAAUUGUAGAAGUGGUAUGUUCAUGUUUUAUAAUUUUGACUAAUGUAAAAAAUGAAAAAGAUGUAAUAAAAAUUAAAGUAGAAGCAAAUAUUAUGAAACCAUAUCCUAAAGAUACAAUUAAUUUAAAAAUAUUAAAUAAAAUGAAAAAAGCAGUAAGUAUUGAAAUUUAUAAUGAAUUAGAUUUUCAUUGUGAAUAUAAAAUUUAUUCAGAUUUAUCAAUUAUAUUUGGUGAACAUAAAAUAGAAAUGCUUCCAAAGCAAAAGAAGGUAUAUACUUUUUUUGUUAGGAGUAUACAUAUAGGGGAAUUUAUUGGAUGUAUUAUAUUUAAAUGUUUUCGAUUAUUAGAUGAGAAUAGUAUGAAAGAUUCUAGAGGCAUUAUUAGAAGUGAUUCUAAUAUUACAUCUAAAAAUUUUUCUUUGAUAGAUUCUUUUUUUUGGUAUAAGUUAAAGAUUACUGUAGAUUUGAACAAGCCAAUUAAUGUUUUAAUGCUCGAAAGUAAUGUAGGCGAUAUAUUAAAUAAAGAAAUUGUAUUAAAAAAUAAUGGAAAUAAAAAAGAAGAAUAUUUUUUACUUUCAUAUAUGAAUGAAUAUAUAGAAAAAAAGAAAAUUGAAAUACCUGCAAAAGAUGCAUAUAUACACACAAUCAAAUAUGCUCCUAGAAUACCAAAUUAUUUUGACAAUAUUAUAAAACAUGAAAAUGAUGAAGAUGCAAAAGAUUUGAUAAAUUUUAGGUUAGAUAGGGAAAACGAAAACAGUUCAAAAGAUAGCCAAAAGAACAGAACUGAAUGUAUGGGAAAAGAUGAGUCAAAACAAAAUGGGAGUAUAAAAUUUUCAGACAUUUCAAGUGAAUUAUCAAAUUUUUAUUUCCUUCAAAAUGAAGGGGAUUGUUUACAAAAAAGUAUAACAAAAAAAUUAAAUUUAGAAAAAAAUGAAAAAAAAAUAUUUGAUGAAUUAAUAAAAUAUUGUGAAAAAUAUAUAAAUAUAGAUAUAAAAUAUACAAGUCAUAAUAUUGGUUUUUUUUUUAUAUAUAAUAAAAAUGAAGGUGUAAAUUAUUAUAUAUUAAUAUUAUUAGCUAGAUUGCGUAAUCAGCUAAAUAUUAGUAACUUCACUUCUUUACUAUCAAAAUCAUGUUUAAUACAUUUGAGUUUCGAAUUUUCUAAUAAAAGUAAAAGAUAUGUAAACAAAUUAAAAGAGGAUCAAACAAAUUCGAAUUAUUAUUAUCAGGUUGGCGAAUAUAUUGAGGAAAGAAGUGGAGAAAUAGAUGAAGUAGACAAUGUUGAAAAGUCUGUAAUAGAUAACGAGUUUGAGAUUUACAAUAAUAAAAUGGGAACGAAUAGUUUAGACAGUCUUUCUAGUACCAUCGAUUAUGAAAAAAUAAACGAUAUUGAAAACAAAAUUGUUGAUGUGAAAAAAGAAAAAAUGAUGAGUCCCGAUAUAAAGGGGAUAUAUCUAAGUAAUAAAACAAAUUAUAGCAUGUUGAGCUAUGAUAAUGAAACAGUUGGAAGUCAUAUUUUAAUUAAAUAUAAGCCAACAAUUGGGACUUCACAAGAGUGCUAUGUUAUAGUAAGAAGCAAAUUAUAUGGAGAUUUUAUUUACUUUUUAAAGGGUGAAUAUAUAGAAAAAAAAAGAAUAAAAGAAAGAAUAGUGAUACAUAAUUCAUUUUGCUUGUACAAUUUUAAUAUAAAUUUAUUUAAUCCAUUUUCAUCGAAAAUAGCUGUAAAAUGUAUGCUCGAAUCAGGUAGGGAAAAUCAAGGGGGUACUGACGAACACUCUAGAAAUAGGGGUAUUGAACAUGACAAGGGAAGGAAAGAGAAAGUGUUAUUAAAUACAAAAUAUAAGUACUUUAAAUUAUUAAGUAAUGAAAAUUAUAAGAUAAAAAAGAGGAAGCACUUUACUAUUUUUUCUACUUACUUUUGUAAAUAUGCAUCAUCAAUGCAAAAGUUGUUAAUAUUAUUAUGUCCAAUUCCUAUACAAAAUAAAAAUAGACAAUAUAUAAUAUAUGAGUAUGAGUUAUUUUUUAAUAAUUCGAAAAAUGAGGGUUUUUAUGAAGUAGGGAAAAUAUUAAAAAAUGAAAAGGAAGACGAAAAUAAUUUAGGCAAGAUAAAAAAUGGGUGUAGUAAACAAUUAAAUUAUAUUUCAAGUGACAUGGAAAACUGUUUAUUAGAUGGUGGUAGUGAUGUAGAAGGUUUGGGAUUCGUUGAAAAAGAUAAUGAAUCUGGAGUUGCAUGGGUUGAUGAGAAUUUAGAGCAAGUCGAAUCAGAUGGUUCUAGCACAGUAGAUGUAAGUUCGAAAACAGACAACCACACAAUCUAUUUAGACAAACUAAGUAGGUCGGAUUCAUCAGAGGUAGAAAUAGAAGAAGUGGAGAUGGAUAAGAAGGGUGACAAGAAUGUGGACAUGAAAAAUAGUAAAGAAGUUGUUUAUUCGGAUGGGAAGAUAUUUAUUCAAAGUAUUUGUAAAAUUAAAACUAGCAUGAAAAUAUUUAUAAAUAAAGAAAAAAUAGGAGAAAUGGAAAAAUAUUAUCAUACAAUAAAUGAGCUAGAAAAAAAGAAACAAGAAAAAAAUAUUAUGCAUAGAAAUAUUUUAUUGGAAAAAUCGAAUUAUAAAAUAUUUUUUUUAAAUUUAAAAAAUUUGAAAAAUUCUGACAAGAUAGAAGAAAAUUGUAAAGACAGUUAUGGAAAUGAAGUUUUAAAUAAUAUUUUAUUUAAUAUGAAUGAAAAUUUAUUAAAUGAUUUUAUUUAUAUAAAUGUAAUUGAGGAUAAAGAAAAUUUUUUAGUCAUAAGUUUGGAGUUGUUAGCAGACAUUCCUUUUCAUUGUAACUUUUUUGUCAUGAUUAAAAAGGUGGAGAUUAAGGAAGAGAAUGGAAUUGAUCAGAAUGGAAGUGGCUUGAGUUUAAAAGAUGAAGAGGGAUGUGAAUAUGAAUAUGAUGAUAAGAUUUUAAAUGUAAAGUCUGUGAGAAGUAAAAAAAUAAAAGAGUUUGUAACAGUUGAAAAAAAUUAUUUAUUUUUAGAGAUAUUUAAUUAUAUUAAUAUAUCAAAAAAAUGUAUAAAUAUAUAUAUAGAUAAUAAUUUAUAUUCAGAAACAAAUUUAAAUAUAUUUUAUAAAAAUAAUAGUGACUCAUAUUUUGAUGCUUAUAUAGUUAGUUACAAUCAAUUACGUGAUAAAACAAAUUUAGAUGAGAUACAUAAUUACAGUAUUAAACCUAAAAAAGGAAUAUUAAAAUAUAAUAAUUUUAAUAAAUUUAUAAUUACAAGAACAAACAAAAUAAAUAUUAUGGCAUUUAAUAGUUCAUUCUUAUUGUUGAUUAAAACGGAGAAUAGUCUUUUCUCUUACAUCGUUUCAUCGCAUUUUACACCAUCUCAUGAGUUGCGUACCGAGGCUGAAAAGAAUAUGAUAAGGGAUAUUUUAAAGGAAAACAGAACAAAAUUUAGCAUAUUUUUCAACGAGUUUAAGCAGGAAAAAAGAGAAAGUGCAAUAUUUAAUCAAAAAGAUGAAAUAAUAAUUUAUGACAUUUCAGAGUCGAACGAAAUACAAAGUGUACAUGAUAUAAAAAACGAAAAUGAUGAAUACAAAAAAGGUGUGGGGAAAGCCACAAUUUGCGACCAUUCCAAUGUUAUAGAAAUUAAAAAGGGGACUACAAUAAAGUGCAAUAAUAUGAAUGUAUCAAUUUUUUUUACUUUGAAUUAG